Molecule: messenger RNA, 701 nt
Organism: Panicum virgatum (switchgrass)
Lineage: Eukaryota; Viridiplantae; Streptophyta; Magnoliopsida; Poales; Poaceae
Product: DNA-directed RNA polymerases II, IV and V subunit 9B-like
Exons: 5
Coding region: 191-538 (115 amino acids)
Biological process (GO): transcription-coupled nucleotide-excision repair; maintenance of transcriptional fidelity during transcription elongation by RNA polymerase II; transcription initiation at RNA polymerase II promoter
Cellular component (GO): RNA polymerase II, core complex
Molecular function (GO): zinc ion binding; DNA-directed RNA polymerase activity; nucleic acid binding
Source: RefSeq, a predicted model, not a curated record
CGACAAGCUGCCUCUCCAGCCACUUCUCACUUCUUCCACCAGGUUCCUCCAGACUACACGACCUGGCAUCAGCCACCAGCAGCAGCAGCAACGUCAGAAACAAAUAGCAUCUGAAUUUACUUGUCAGCCGUCUCGGAUCACUGAUACAGUCAGAGCAGGAGAGGGCGGAUAGGCUGCAGCAGGAGCAACCAUGAGCACCAUGAAGUUCUGCCGGGAGUGCAACAACAUACUGUAUCCCAAGGAGGACAGGGAGAACAAGGUGCUUCUCUAUGCCUGCAGGAACUGUGAUCAUCAGGAGGUGUCCGACAGCAACUGCGUGUACCGGAACGUGGUCGACCACGCCGCCGGCGAGUUCACGCAGGUGCUCUUCGAGGACGUCGCCUCCGACCCCACCCUACCGCGCACCAAGUCCGUCCGCUGCGCCGCCUGCGGCCACGGCGAGGCUGUCUUCUUCCAGGCGACGGCGAGGGGCGAGGAAGGCAUGACGCUCUUCUUCGUCUGCUGCAACCCCAGCUGCGGCCACCGAUGGAGGGACUGAAAUGGUGACCCGAUGCUUCAGCUGGUUGCUUCAAGAGAACAAAACUUCAUCGAUGCAUUAAUAUAACUUGCAGCAAGAGAUUCAUGGUUUACCUCUUGCAUUGUGGUUCAGGAAAUGGUAAUAAGUUGACGGAAUUCAGAAUCCAUGCUAAGAUUCUGGGAUC